UCUGGACAACAACUUUUUGUUGGGGUGUGGACAGCUGUGUAAAUGUCUUUUAAUUUGUGGUUGUUCCGAUGCCAAAGAGGGCAGUCCCAUCCCACAGGACACGUGAGAAAAUGACCACCUCAUAGAAAGGUGCACAUCUGUACACUUCUACACGUGGAGCUGCAAAGACCAAAAUGAUCUGGAUAACUCUAUUUUUGUUUCAUAUUUUUUCUUAUCUUUUUGCAUCAUCAGAUCUGCAUGUGAAUACCAGGAACAUUCAUCACGAUGAACCAGUAAUAUUAAAUGAACAAUCUGAAGAUGUGUCUUUUCAAAGCCAAAAAGAAUAUAACAGCGGUACUGGCAAAGACAAGUGCACAAUGCCAUGUGAAAUGACUGCAAAACUAAUGCGUGAUGAGAAGCAUUCCCUGUGCAGUAUCCUCCAACAUACCAUGGUAUCAUAUACAAGAAGCACCAGAAAGUUGAUUAGAGACCUCAUUGAUGAACAGCAGAAGACUUUGGAGAUCCUCUCAAGUCAGAUGAUUGAACUUAUGACCAAAGUAAACACACUGAGUUUAGAUGUACAGAGAAGCAACAGCGACGUCUUUUCCAUUCACCCUAUGCAGUCCCACGGAAGAGAUUGUAGUGACAUCAAAGAGACACUAGGGGCAGUAUCUCCGAAAAUCCCUAGUGGAAUUUACAUCAUUCAGCCAGAAAACACAGAUGUUUCAUUUGAGGUGUUUUGUGAGAUGGAUUACAUGGAAGGUGGAUGGACGGUAAUCCAAAGAAGAACAGAUGGUCUCACUGACUUCAAAAAAGUGUGGUCAGAGUACUUGGAUGGUUUUGGACACUUACCAAGUGAACAUUGGUUGGGUCUGAGAAAGGUCUUGUAUAUUUUGAAUCAGAGGAACACACGUUUCCAGCUGCAUGUGUCUCUGGUCUCGCAAGAUGAUUCCACAGCCUAUGCUUCGUAUGACAAUUUCUGGCUUGAAGAUGAAACCAAAUUCUUCGCAUUACACCUUGGCAGAUAUGCCGGUAGUGCAGGGGAUGCAUUCAGAGGAUACGACCAAGAGCAUAACCAGGAAACGGCUCCAUUCAGUACCUCUGAUGUUGACAACGAUGGCUGUAGUCCAUUUUGCACUUUUGAUGAGAAAGCCGUUGAGAGCUGCAGCGUGCAUCAGAACAACACAGGAUGGUGGUUUAACCAGUGUGGCAAGGCAAAUUUAAAUGGCUCACAAAUGGACCAUGAUCACUCUAACCAGUCACAUAUUCGCUGGGAUACCUGGACAAAGAACGGCAUACCUGUCAAAAUCAAAUCGGUGACUAUGAAGAUCAGGAGGGUUGAGGUCCCGAACUCAAAAUAAAUUACUAAGGCUUAGUCGUUGAUCAAGAAUGCACUUUUAUUUUCCUUUCAUAAAAAUAAAACAUCUGGUUUUGCGAUGCAUCAAGGCCCUAUAUUUACAAAGCCACAAUAUUUGAAGAGUUUGGUUCCAAAACGCAAUAAACGGCAUUUAAUUACUGCAAAAUUCAGUAUUGUAUCUGGUCAGUACUACAAAGUAAAUUCUUUAUUUUACUCAAAAAAGUGUUAUUUUGUCAUCUUUACUCCCUUUUUUUCCAAACCGUGACAAACGCCAGUCUUCAUUCUCUGCAGAAUUAAAUAAAUCCCCUUAACCAAUCACAGCGCACCAUUCCACACAUUGUAAACAAUGAUGGCGGCGCGUUAAAUACACACAGAAUCCUAGUUUUCCUCAUUUACUUUGUACUUCAUGAUCAAACAAAAACAAAAUAAUACUUUUGAUGGCAUUGCUAUGUCAUGCUAACACAUUGGCCCCAGAGGAUCUUAUGAAAAACUUUCCAUUAUUUAACAGGAUCAAAACAUUUUACAGCUGAUCGCUGUCAAAAAAAUGUAAACAUUUUUUAUCAGUGUAUACCACUAGUCAACU
This is a messenger RNA of Paramisgurnus dabryanus, 1919 nucleotides long. It is a transcript of the gene angptl5, whose product is annotated as angiopoietin-like 5. The record is from RefSeq and is a predicted model, not a curated record. Gene Ontology annotation, biological process: blood coagulation. NCBI's taxonomy places the organism in Eukaryota, Metazoa, Chordata, Actinopteri, Cypriniformes, Cobitidae.